UUCGCUUCAUUUCGCUUCAAAACCUCGUGACGAGCGGUUGCCGCGACUGCCGCGUUCGCUGUCUUUCCGAUUUCCUCAAAAACCAAGCCACUUUUGUAUCAAACUGCAACAUUUUUUUUCGAAGCAACACAAACAAUAACCUGUUAAGCAAAACAAAACACUACCAAGCCGCGCUAAUCAACCACAUAUAUAUAUUAUAUAUAUUUAUAUAUACAACACAACACAACAAGCCGAAAAUCACUUGAAAAAUAUUCUGUGUGUGGUGAAAAGUGAGUGUUUAUUUUUGGGAAAUAGAAAUAGUUUACCAAACCACAAUCGCUUCCAAUGGAAAUCAUGUGCCUACAAAUGCAAAUUGCUAUUUGAAAAAAAAAGAGUAAAAAGUCCAACUCAAGCCAAUCAAAUACAAAACGUGUUGGUUAAAAGUCAAAUAACAAAAAAAAAAAAAUAAAAUACAAAUUCAAAUAACAACAGUCUCUCUCUCGCGCACACAAAUAUUUUUAUAUAUAUGUACGUACAUAUAUAAAAUUGCAUAAAAAUAUUUUUUUACUCAAGACGAGACACACAGAUACAGAUACAUUCGCCGCACACAGGCGACGACGACGUGGCCCCCGCUUUCAGUGUGUUGGUGUAUCUGUGUGUGAUUGUGCGACGCCAGCAGCGCAGUCGACGUCGCUGCUCCAACAACAACAGCAACAACAACUACUACAGCAGCAGCAGCAGCAACAACAACAGCAACAGCAAUAGCAACAACAAUUUACCAUUGCCGGUCGCCAAAGUUGAUUAUUAUUAUUUUUUUGGCACGCCAACAAUACCAGCGAAUAUAAAAUAAAACGAGGCUGGGCGAAAAAUAAUAACAAAAUCAAACAACCGUCGCCGGCGUCGUUUUUGUGUUAAUUGAAUUUACUUUUGUGAAUGAAAUGCGAAAGAAAGCAAAGCGAAAAAUCAUCGUUAAUAAAUGCUAAAUAAAUCGAGCAGUCGCGAUCGCGAGUAAGUCGAAUCUAAAGAACCCCCGCUCCAAAACGCCAUUGGAUUAUAACCAAAAAUCUUAAGCUACAUAUUUUGGAUACACGACGAAGCAAAAAAAAAUAAGGAUUACACAACAUAUAAUACAGCACACACAUUUAUGGUGAUAAAUUACGGAAUUUGCACCACGGAUUGCUUUUGAAAAUCAAUAAAGCAAUCGCUGCAUUCAGCUGUCUGAAUCUGCGAAAGGAUGAAGGCAGACCGAGCUGAGUCCGGGCGCAGCAACUACGAUCGGCGGCAUUGAGGAUCUCGGAUCCGGAUCCGGAGGUGGAGGUGCGUUCCCGAUUCCGAGGUGGAGCGAGGAGCGAGGAGCGUGGAGCAGCGGAGGAGCCGGAGGAGUGGAGCAGUGGAGGAGUGCAGCUGGGGGAGGAGGAGGAGUCCUGGUUACAACACUACAUGGAUCGCAGAAAUGGCGGCGAUCCCUUGGCGCCACCCCGGCCCCCGAAGUUAUUACCCCGUGUGCAUCGACCAAGGGCGCCGGAGCCGACAUUGAGUGGCGUCGAUCAAGGAGUGGGUGCAUCAUCAUCAGCAGCAGCGACAACAAUCCAUAACAACAAUUCACAGCAGCAACAACUUAGUAUUACAGCGAGCAACAACAACAACCACAAUAACAAUAACAACAAUACGAUAUCGAUAAUACCUGCAUCGGCGGACUUUGACGACUAUCAGAUCCACCACUUGACCUUCCUGCCGCAACGUCCUAGCAGUCUGAGCCGCAACAGCAGCACGGCCUCCUCGACGACGGGCAUCAGUUCGGGAUCGGUGUCUGGUUCCAGUUCGAGCUUCACGCGAAGACGACCGCCGGCACCUGCUCCGCUGCUGGCCAGCAACUACAGCAGCAGCCUAAACAACAACUUCCUUAGUCAUUUCCAAAGCGCUGAGCCGGCGAGCAACGCCCUGGGCCAGCCGCCCGCCUCUCCCGUCACACUGGCUCAACCGCGACCCGAAUCCGAAAGGCUAACCAACGAGUAUGUGGACACGCCGCUGCAACAUGCGACGCGGUCGCAGCAUCCGGCUGGCCAGCAGGAUAAUGGCCAGACAACCACCCACCAUCUAUUGCUGCUGCCGCAAAGGAACCAGCACCUGCAGCAGCAGCUGCAGCAACAGCAACUCCUGCAGCAACAUCAGCAGCAACAGCAACACCAGCAACAGCAACAACACCUGCAGCAACAUGCAACGCGACUGGCGACGACGACGCAGGCGACGUCCCUUGGAAGCGACCACACCGACGGCUUACUACAUUCGCACCUGCACACUAGCCCAAAAGCACCACCACCACCACUACCCGCCUCGAAGCAGCCACCCAGAUUGGGUUUGGGAUUGGGUCUGAACCAGCCCAUCAUCACCAAACAGCCGGGUGUGGCGGCGCAAAAAGAGCACAUGCAUGCGUUAGAGGAACUACUCCAGAACGGAGGUGGAGUGUCCGGCAGCGGGGGACCCCUGGUGAUGGCCGGCGAUCCCAGCCUGCUCAACCCCAAUCCCAUAGUGUGUCCCCGUUGCGGACGCUGCCGCUGCGAGCAGUGCCAGAGCCCCAGGCCCUUGCCACAGACAUGGGUGUGCAACCAGACGUGCCUGUGCAGUGCCGAGUCGGUCAUCGAUUACGCCAGUUGCCUGUGCUGUGCCAAGGCCCUGUUCUACCACUGUGCCCGGGACAACGACCUGGACUGCGACGAUGGCAACGGCACGCCCUGCGUGGACAAUCCCUGCUCCUGUGGACCCUACAAGCGGACGCAGCGAUGGGGCUGGCUGGGAGCCCUCUCCAUCUUCCUGCCCUGCCUGUGGUUCUACUGGCCCAUGCGGGGUUGCAUGAAGCUGUGCGAGAAGUGCUACGGCCGGUUCGCGGGCCGAGGAUGCCGGUGUCAGGGCAUCGGUGGCGGCGGCGGCGGAGCAACAACGGGAGGAGCCAACGGCAUUGGGUCCACCAGCAGCAUGCUGCCCAUAGUGCCCCUGGCCAUCAAUGGCAGCAAUCUGGGUGGCAACGGGGUGAGCCUCUCCGGCGGAGCGACAGACGGCGGACUUGGCCAGACCAAUGGCAAGGCCAUGGAGCACGGAUGCAGUGCCGCCAGGAGCAUACUGCGCAAGGGGGAUCUCACGCCGGAGAAACGACUGCUGGACUCCAGUCCCGACUACUAAGUUGAGCCACUUUUUGUGCCCGGUUUUUCCACGAGCAAAAAUCACCAAAGCACAAAAAGGCAAACCUAAACAACAUCGAGGACAUAUACACCCCAUAUAUAUAUAUAUAUAUAUAUAUACGGAAAAUAUUUAAUAUAUGAUUUAAAAAUGAGAGGAUACAUAAAAAAGAGGAAGG
Messenger RNA from Drosophila elegans, 3331 nucleotides. It is a transcript of the gene sty, whose product is annotated as protein sprouty. The coding region runs from base 1420 to 3156 and encodes 578 amino acids. NCBI's taxonomy places the organism in Eukaryota, Metazoa, Arthropoda, Insecta, Diptera, Drosophilidae. The transcript has 2 exons. The record is from RefSeq and is a predicted model, not a curated record. Gene Ontology annotation, cellular component: cytosol; membrane. Gene Ontology annotation, biological process: multicellular organism development; negative regulation of MAP kinase activity; negative regulation of Ras protein signal transduction.